Molecule: messenger RNA, 645 nt
Organism: Ordospora pajunii
Lineage: Eukaryota; Fungi; Microsporidia; Ordosporidae
Product: putative integral membrane zinc-ribbon metal-binding protein
Exons: 1
Coding region: 1-645 (214 amino acids)
Biological process (GO): endoplasmic reticulum tubular network organization
Cellular component (GO): endoplasmic reticulum tubular network
Source: RefSeq, a predicted model, not a curated record
AUGGGGACGGUGUUCUCAAGAAGCGAUCCGCUUAGACAGAGCCUUAUGAAGCUCGAGGAGCAAAUAUCAAGGAAGGAGAAGAAGCUGAAGGGGAUUAGGAUUUCACAAGGGCGCCUCAUGAUGAGGAGUGGCGUUGUAUCGAUUGCGGUUGUUGCAACAUGUGUUUUAUACUCGUAUGCUGAGGAGCAGAGCUUGCUACUUGUUGCUGUGGGAAGCGGGUUUAUGUGUUAUUCUGUGUCAUACUUUGCAAAGUGUUUGUACAGGAUGAGGGCGAUGAGAAUUGAAGCAGAGCUUGAAGAGAUGAGGGAUGCACAAAAGGAAAAGAUUGACAUGCUGAAGAACGAUAAGUCUUUUGAGGCAACGAAGAGGCUGAUUGACAAAUAUGAGAGUGAGUCUGAGCGUAGAAGCUAUUUUGAAGGUGUUAAGCAGAGGAAGAAGCGGAUGAUAGACAGUGUGGCCGAUAUUGUUCUGGGAGACGAUCCUGGAACGAUGUAUGCAUUGAUAUGCAAGAAGUGCAGGUAUCACAAUGGGCUUGUGCAUCCAAGUGAGUAUGACCUGAAUGAAUUCUAUUGCUACAACUGCAACGAGUUGAAUAUCAGAAGUGCAUCAAAAAGUGCGGAUGUGAAGAAUAUCAAUGGUAAAUAA